UUAAUAGUAGCUAAACUAAAAACGCUCAGCUACUAUUAAUUUGCAUCUGCACCGUGAAAGUUCUCUUCCUGCUUCCUCGCACUUUGACCUUGAGGCGGGUUAAUGCGAGUGUAUGAUGUUUAUGUUAGCUUGGGGCACUGCAUUUUUCCCGGGAUUGUUCUUCAUAUCCAGGAAAGUGCUUAAAUCAGUUUUCAAAAGCUGGAAUGAUGCAGAUGUGUUUGUGGUCAGCGAAAGGUUGGUGUCCUCCAUCCAUGCCACUCUGGCUACUAUUGUUGGGUUCAUAAUUGCUACUGCCUCCAGUGAUGUGAUGUAUGACAGGCACAGACUGACCAAUGAAUUUGUGUUGUUUGGCGCUCCUUACAUGGCGUUUGAUAUUUACGCCAUGUAUCUGAGUAACUACCACUGUCAAAAGUUAAAAGGGCAUGAGGCGUACAGAAAGCACUCCCUCCUUACCAUCAAGCUGUUCCUCCUCCGGCAUCCCCUGCUGGUUGUCCAUCACAUGGUCCUCCUCACGGUCUUCAUGCCCACCAUUCUGUUCCUUAGGACUGGUCUAGGUGGAGACUUCUUCAUUGGCUGUUUCUUCUUGGCAGAAUUCAGCACUCCCUUUGUCUCAUUAGGAAAGGUUCUGAUCCAGUUGGGACUAGAGGACUCAUGGCUUCACAGAGUCAACGGUGUGAUGGUUCUACUGAGUUUCUUCACCUGCCGUAUCCUGCUCUUCCCCUACAUGUACUGGGUGUAUGGUCAGCAGUACACCAUUCCCUUCCACAAAGUGCCUUUCCAUCUACCGCUCCACUGUAACUUAGCCAACCUAUCCAUACUGGCACCUCAGAUCUACUGGUUUGUGCUUCUGUGUCACAAGGCCUAUCGCCUCUACCUGCGUCAGACUAGGUCAAAGGGUCAACUUGCUCACAAAGAUGGCUCAAAAACAGAUUAGAGUUGCCAUCUAAGUCUAUGGUUAGCAACAUGUAAUGUCAAUUAUGCUUCUUUUGCUGCUGGUCUUCCAUGCUGAGUUAGCAGUUAUUUCAAUCCUUCCCUCUGAAGGAACAGUCUGUGUGGAAUUUAGGAUCUGCAACUGCCUAUCAAUACAAAAUGACCAGUAUUUAUCAAAAUUCUCAGGGGUCAGGGUGUUAUACUGUCUGUACUACUACAGACUACAGAAUAUUUAGUGAUUUAUCAGGAUAACUUUCCACCCCCAAACUAUUGUUUGAUUAAUAAACAAUUGAAAGACA
Molecule: messenger RNA, 1229 nt
Organism: Oncorhynchus nerka (sockeye salmon)
Lineage: Eukaryota; Metazoa; Chordata; Actinopteri; Salmoniformes; Salmonidae
Product: TLC domain-containing protein 3A-like
Exons: 5
Coding region: 113-934 (273 amino acids)
Biological process (GO): lipid homeostasis
Cellular component (GO): endoplasmic reticulum; membrane
Source: RefSeq, a predicted model, not a curated record